CUCCUGGCUCUAGAGCAUUCAUCACUUACUUGGUGCUUUCAAAAACUUUUUAACAGUCCUGGAGCACGGUUGCAAAUCAAGAGCUGAUGGGACUAGCAGUGCUGCUGCAGGGACUUAUCGAGCCCAUCCCACUGUUUCAUUUGACUUUUACCCAGCCUUUAACAGUCUCCUGUGUAACGGGAUCCAUGUGAUUAUGUUCCCCACGGUGAAUAGAGGGCAUUGUUUGGCUUUUCUCAGCCUCUCCCUGUUUGGCUUGGUCGGGAUGCAGUUGGAUGUUACCCAUGGGAGCCCGACGGAAGACGAGGAUUACUAUCUGCAGGAAAUUCUUAACCAGGAGCAUUACUAUUCCUUACGGGAGGCAGAGGAGCCUUAUUCUGAGUCACCUGCAGUGGCACAGCCUUUUGAAGAGGAGCGCUCCAAACCCAGCAAGAAAGAAGUAAAUGCCAAAAAGCUGAAGGGAAAAGAGACAGAUAAGGCAUCCACUAAUGCUAAAACAGUUAAAAGUGGGAACAAAAAAAAUGGAAAGAACAAAAAGGGCAACUGGAAAAGUCCCAAUGGCAGUCAGGAAGGAGAGGUCCACUAUGAAGCUGUCAGAGAGGUGUGCCCUCCUAUGGGCCUGGAAGCCUUGGGGAUUGAUGACUUCCAGCUGCACGCCUCAACAGUCAAACGGUAUGGCUUGGGAGCCCAGCGAGGGAGGCUUAACAUUCAGGCCGGUAUCUAUGAGGAUGACUUCUAUGAUGGGGCCUGGUGUGCAGGGAGGAAUGACCCUCUGCAGUGGUUUGAGGUGGAUGCCAGAAGACUAACCAAGUUCACUGGAGUCAUCACACAAGGCAGAAAUUCCCUGUGGUCGAGUGAUUGGGUGAAGUCAUACCGGGUCAUGGUGAGCAAUGACAGCCACACGUGGGUAACAAUUACAGAUGGAUUGGAGGACAUGAUUUUUCCUGGCAACACGGAGAAGGAAAUUCCUGUACUGAAUGAGUUCCCGAUUGCAAUGGUCGGCCGCUACAUCCGCGUAAACCCUCAGUCCUGGUACGAGGCUGGCAGCAUCUGCAUGAGAGUGGAGAUUCUGGGCUGCCCCCUGCCAGAUCCUAAUAAUUAUUAUCACAGAAGGAAUGAGAUCACAACCACAGACAAGCUGGACUUCAAACACCACAGCUACAAAGAAAUGAGGCAGUUGAUGAAGGUUGUAAAUGAAAUGUGCCCAAACGUCACAAGGAUUUACAACAUUGGCAAAAGCCACAACGGACAAAAACUCUACGUUAUUGAGAUCUCAGACAACCCUGGAGAGCAUGAACUGGGUGAGCCUGAGUUCCGCUACUCUGCAGGUGCUCACGGCAAUGAGGUCCUGGGUCGGGAGCUACUGCUGUUGCUGAUGCAGUUCAUGUGUAAGGAGUACCUGGCUGGAAACCUGCGGAUCAAACACCUAGUGGAGGAGACCAGGAUCCACCUCCUACCUUCCAUGAACCCAGAUGGAUAUGACAAGGCCUUUGAAGUGGGCUCAGAGCUAGGAGGAUGGUCACUAGGACGCUGGACUCAAGAUGGCAUCGAUAUCAACCACAAUUUCCCAGACCUCAACUCCAUCCUUUGGGAGGCAGAAGCCAAGAAGUUGGUUCCAAGAAAGGUCCCCAAUCAUCAGAUCCCCAUUCCAGAAUGGUACAUGUACGACAAUACCACAGUUGCAGUGGAGACCCGGGCAAUGAUUGCAUGGAUGGAGAAGAUUCCUUUUGUGCUGGGUGGUAAUCUGCAGGGGGGGGAGCUGGUGGUGACGUACCCCUAUGACAUGACCCGCUCCCUGUCAAAGACACAAGAGCAGACUCCCACCCCCGACGAUCACGUCUUCAACUGGCUCGCCUUCUCCUACGCUUCCACGCACCGCCUCAUGACCGACGCCAGCCGGCGGGUCUGCCAUACUGAAGACUUCGCCAAGGAGGAUGGCACCAUCAAUGGGGCCUGCUGGCACACAGCAGCUGGAAGUAUGAAUGAUUUCAGCUACUUGCACACCAACUGCUUUGAACUGUCUAUGCAUGUGGGCUGUGAUAAAUUUCCCCAUGAGAGUGAGCUGCCGGAAGAGUGGGAGAACAACCGCGAGUCUCUGCUUGUGUUUAUGGAGCAGGUACAUAGGGGUAUUAAAGGUAUCAUCAGAGACUUGCAAGGAAGAGGGAUUGCUAACGCCAUUAUAUCAGUGGAAGGAAUCAACCAUGAUAUCCAAACUGCUGCCGAUGGUGACUACUGGCGUCUCCUAAACCCAGGCGAGUACAAGGUGACUGCUAGGGCAGAGGGCUACUCCUCUUCCACCAAGGUCUGCGAGGUGGGUUACGACAUGGGCGCCACGCAGUGUGACUUUGUCAUGAGCAGAACCAACCUGUCACGCAUCAAAGAGAUCAUGCAGAAGUUUGGAAAGCAGCCCAUUAACCUCCCCGUCAGGCGACCCAGGCAGAGAGCACAGCAAAGGCUUCGACAGACAUAGGCAACUCUUCCCCUGGAGACAGACUUCAAGUGCGCCGUUGUGGCAAAAAGUCUAAUCUUGUGUAGGAAUCAAAAGAGAAACAAAAUGGUAAGAACUGAACUAGAAAAUUGACAAGACAAUAACUACGACACAAUAGCUAUUAUUUUAUUCCACUGCCAGGUAUGUUUUUUUUGUUGUUGUUGUUAUUGGAAGUCAUAAGAAUGUGUCGCCAUUGUCGUUUGCGGAAACCAUUCGUGUGGAAUUGCAUGCUUAUUUCGAUCUUUCUUAAACAGCACUGCAAUUUGUUGCAUGACAUUUCUGCUUUGCUUCGUUCUUCAACAGAAAUAACUGCUUCUUCCUAAGUUCAGUUCUUUAACACUGGUGGUUGUGAAAUCUGGGUUUAAUGAUGCACAUUUAUUGUGCAAGGAGAUUGGUGUGCCCUUUCAAAAGUAGUUUGUUGACAAACUAAUUGCAGCACCCCAAGAUGAAUGUCUAUUUGUAAAACAAAUAAUAUCCUUUUGUUAUAAAUAGUCUUGACAGCUUUUAAUGUUAGCGAUGUGAGUUUUAGGAAGCUUUGAAACCCUCAAUAUCGUGGCUUGAAACUGCAGUGAGUGAUGACUGUACAAACUAUGGUUGAAAAUUAUUUUUAAUACAUGUAUGACUUGUGUGUACCUUGUGUACCUUUCUAAAGCUUCCAAGUAGAAAAACUCAAUGAUUUAAUGCUUGGAAGAGUUACAGUAAGCCACAAGUGGAGCAGAGUUGACAGAUACUGUCUACAAUGGGGCUUGAUUGAAAUUGUCAACAGCACUAUAUAGCUGAGAGAGAGUAAAUUGACAAACGAUAAUUAGUAGCUAAGUAUCCAUGAUGCCACGUAAAACAGUGCAACAUUAUUGUUCGUAAUGGGCACAUAGAUCCCUUCAAAGAUAAAGUUACAUGUUAUUUCUUCUUUGAAUGAGAAACUGCAUUGCAACCAGCUGGGUCCAAUGAGAUCUGUUCAUUAGAAAGUGAGUGGACUGCAAUAUAAUUAUAUAGGAAGGAAAUCAACAGAGAGCAGCUUAAACAUCAAAGAGGCUUAAUAUGAAUCGCACCUACCCUCCUAACUGUCCUAAUUACUAAAGGGUUUUCACGCAGUUCAUUUCAAAUAAUUACAAUGUAAUUGGAUGGCUGCUGUUAGUUUCAAUGACUGCUUCUGUAUCUGUUCUGGAGUGUUUGCUAUGUAUUGCAGAAGUAACUGUAUUUACUUUCAGGUCCACAUAUGGCUGUCAAGCUGUUGGUGAAACUGAAACAUUAUGUAUGUGCAUGGGUAUACCAUUUAUACAGUUUUUAGAGAGGAAUAUUUUGAUCUAAACUGCUUUUUAUAUUUCUGUUCAAAGCCCUGCCUUUUUUGAUUGAGUAAUUUUAUUCUUUCCUGUGUUUUUGCACUUAAUAAAAGCAA
Messenger RNA from Polyodon spathula (Mississippi paddlefish), 3881 nucleotides. Its product is annotated as inactive carboxypeptidase-like protein X2. The transcript has 14 exons. The record is from RefSeq and is a predicted model, not a curated record. Bases 194 to 2467 code for a protein of 757 amino acids. NCBI's taxonomy places the organism in Eukaryota, Metazoa, Chordata, Actinopteri, Acipenseriformes, Polyodontidae. Gene Ontology annotation, molecular function: metallocarboxypeptidase activity; zinc ion binding. Gene Ontology annotation, biological process: proteolysis.